UUAAAAAUGGUCAAAACAUUUCAAGCCUAUUUACCGUCCACAAAUCGGACCUAUUCAUGUGUUCAUUGCCGUGCUCAUUUAGCCUCACACGAUGAGCUUAUCUCAAAAUCAUUUCAGGGUAGUCAAGGACCAGCAUACCUCUUUAAUUCCGUUGUCAAUGUCGGCUGUGGACAAACGGAAGAACGGGUACUGUUGACCGGCCUGCACGCUGUCGCCGAUAUCUUCUGUGAAUGUUGUAAAACUCCGCUGGGUUGGAAAUACGAACAUGCCUAUGAGUCGAGUCAAAAAUACAAGGAAGGCAAAUAUAUUAUAGAGCUGGCCCAUAUGAUUAAAGAGAAUGGUUGGGAUUGAA
This is a messenger RNA of Musca vetustissima, 352 nucleotides long. It is a transcript of the gene Ypel, whose product is annotated as protein yippee-like. Bases 7 to 351 code for a protein of 114 amino acids. The transcript has a single exon. NCBI's taxonomy places the organism in Eukaryota, Metazoa, Arthropoda, Insecta, Diptera, Muscidae. The record is from RefSeq and is a predicted model, not a curated record.